Messenger RNA from Ipomoea nil (Japanese morning glory), 3310 nucleotides. Its product is annotated as phospholipase D delta-like. Gene Ontology annotation, biological process: phosphatidylcholine metabolic process; phospholipid catabolic process. Gene Ontology annotation, cellular component: plasma membrane. Lineage: Eukaryota; Viridiplantae; Streptophyta; Magnoliopsida; Solanales; Convolvulaceae. The transcript has 12 exons. Bases 561 to 3101 code for a protein of 846 amino acids. Gene Ontology annotation, molecular function: D-type glycerophospholipase activity; calcium ion binding. The record is from RefSeq and is a predicted model, not a curated record.
CUUUCAUACACGAAAUUAAGAGAAGAGAAAAGAAUGGAGGAUGACAUGCAGAAGUCUAUGGUGACUGGACACACUCAUGGCCAUUUUCCCGCCAAUCCCGCACUGUUGUGGUCAAGGCUCUUCCUCUUCAUCCUCCUCCUUCAUGCUCUCCCAUUCCUUCUGUUUUUUCCGUUUCUCGCACUUCGAUCUCGAGUAGCAUUCCCAUCACCGCCCUCUUCAACCGCUGCCGAGAAAUCUAACAAACAGACGCAGAAACUGAUUGUUUGGAUUGGAAUCUCAAGACUAUGAAAUUUGAAGGCUUUAUUGAAGAUUUGGGCUAAUUAUUACUUGGUAAUUUGAAGAAACAGAAUGACCAUAAGAAAAUGUGGUGUUUAUAUCCAUUAAUGGUUCUUGUUGCAUGAUUCAUGGUGCUUGAUGAACACUUGGGGCCAAUUUCUAUCAAUCUUGACCUCUGAGGUCUGGCAGCUAUGACAUGAGCUUAAGAAUUGUUUUGGGUGUCAAAGAACAUCUUUAUAUUUGAGAAGUUCGUCUUUAUUUUUGAUCUGCAAAAUAUACUAGAAAUGGAGAUGGAUCCGGGACCACCUCAGCUCUCCCGUGUUGGGGGGUUGCUAAAACAGGCAAGUUCAGCCCCUUUGGAGCGUAGCAUUGGUACAUCUCAGAGAGCAGUACUUUUGCAUGGAGACUUGGACUUGUGGGUUAUGGCAGCUAAGUCCCUCCCAAACAUGGAUCAAGUAAAAGGUCUUACCAAAUUUAAGGAUUUCGAUACUAGUGAUCCUUAUGUGUCUGUACGUGUAUCAGGAGCCAGUAUAGCUCGAACAGCAGUAAUUCGCAACUGUGAAAACCCAACGUGGGAUGAGCAUUUCUGCCUGCCAAUAGCUCACCCUAUUGAGAAAGUGGUGUUUCAUGUCAAGGAUAAUGAUGGAGUUGGGGCAGAAAUGAUUGGAUCAGUGGAGAUACCUGUUGAAGAUAUCCUCGAUGGAAGUGAAGUCAGUGGUUGGUUCCCCAUCCUUGGAUCCUCCGGGGGUGCUGUGAAAGCUGGUGCCGAACUGCAUCUGUCUAUUGAGUACAGGCCAGUUGCAAACAACCCUAUAUAUAAAGACGGUAUUGGUAUUUUAAAAGACUCUCUAGGAUUGCCAAAUACUUACUUCCCAAUGCGGAGAGGAGGAAGCAUUACGCUUUAUCAGGAUGCUCAUGUGCCCGAUGAAAUGCUUCCUGACAUUGCACUAGAUGAUGGGAAAGUUUUUAAGCAAAAGAAAUGUUGGGAAGAUAUAUGCCAUGCUAUUCUGGAGGCAAAACAUCUAAUCUAUGUGGUUGGGUGGUCUGUCUUUCACCGGGUAAAGCUAGUUAGGGAACCUACUAGGCCGUUGCCUCCUACAGGGGCAAAAUGCCUGGGAGAUUUACUGAAGUUCAAGUCACAUGAAGGAGUUCGUGUAAUUGUGCUCAUCUGGGAUGAUAAAACAUCAAGCCAUGACUUCCUUGUAAAAACUGAAGGAGUUAUGCAAACCCACGAUGAAGAAACUAGGAAGUUUUUCAAGCACUCUAGUGUUAAUUGUGUGCUCUGUCCUCGUUCUCCCAGUAAUAAACUCAGCAUUUUCAAACAAAAGGUUGUUGGAAACCUUUUUACACACCAUCAGAAGUGUGUUAUUCUUGACACAGCAGCUGCUGGAGAUUGUAGAAAAGUUACAGCCUUUAUCGGUGGCCUGGAUUUAUGUGAUGGACGAUAUGACACCCCUGAGCAUCGGAUUUUUAGUGAUCUUGACACUAUCUUUGAAAACGAUAUUCACAAUCCUACAUUUUCAGAUUGCUCGUCUGGCCCGAGACAACCGUGGCAUGAUUUACACUGUAGAAUUGACGGUCCUGCUGCAUAUGAUGUACUGACUAACUUUGAGCAGAGAUUCAGAAAAUCCUCAAGACGUAUGUAUUUAAAAAUAAAAAAGGUCAGGCAUCGGAGUGAAGAUGAUUUGCUUAAUUUGAAACUAGUUCCACACAUGAAGCUUCCUUCUGCGGGUCCUGAUGGCGAUCAUAGUGUUCGUGUUACCAGUGAAGAAGAUCCAGAGAACUGGAACGUGCAGGUGUUUCGAUCAAUUGAUUCUGGAUCUGUCAAAGGAUUUCCAAAGGAUGUUAAGGAAGCCGAGGCUCAGAAUCUUGUUUGCGGGAAGGCUUUGCGGAUAGACAGAAGCAUACACACUGCGUAUGUGAAUGCGAUAAGAUUCGCCCAGCACUUUGUUUACAUCGAGAAUCAGUAUUUUAUUGGCUCUUCAUAUAACUGGGCUUCGCACAGAUAUGCAGGUGCAAACAAUCUUGUGCCUAUGGAACUAGCUUUGAAUAUUGCGAGUAAAAUAGCAGAAUAUGAAGAUUUUGCGGUGUAUAUUGUGAUUCCAAUGUGGCCCGAAGGCAUCACUUCCAGUUCUGCUGUCCAGGAAAUUCUCUUUUGGCAGCACCAAACAAUGUCCAUGAUGUAUAAAGUCGUGGCACGGGCUCUUGAGAAUGCAGGCCUCUCUGAACGCCAUCCUCAGGACUACUUGAACUUCUAUUGCCUCGGGAAGCGAGAACCUGCAGAUCCGGGAAAUCACGGCGAACCGAGUACACCUCCACAGGGCCGCUCACUGAAAUUAGCUCAAAAGUUCCGCAGAUUUAUGAUCUAUGUUCAUUCCAAAGGCAUGAUAGUUGACGACGAAUAUAUCCUAAUGGGUUCUGCAAAUAUCAACCAGAGAUCCUUGAGUGGUUCCAGGGACACAGAAAUCGCGAUGGGAGCUUAUCAACCACAUAACACGUGGGCGAAUAAGAAAAGCCUUGCACAAGGCCAGGUUUACGGUUACAGAAUGUCCCUCUGGGCUGAACAUCUUGGGGAGCUGGAGCCGUGUUUCCAGAAGCCGAACAGCAUAAAGUGCGUGAGGCGUGUGAACGAGAUCGCUAGGUACAACUGGAAAGCGUUUGUGGCAGCCAACUACCAUGAAAUGAGAGGCCACCUGAUGCAGUAUCCGGUUCAGGUAAGCAGGGCCGGGGAGGUCACGUCUCUGCCCGGCUUUGAAUGCUUCCCCGACGUUGGGGGCAGCAUUCUCGGGUCGUCCACCAAUCUCCCCGAUGCUCUCACCACAUAGCGUGCACACCAGAUAUGCAGCAAACUGUAAUGUUGCAACCCCCAAUUAACAUUUUUGACAGCAUAGAUGGAAUGCCAUUGUUUGUUAGUACAAGGAAUGUUUUCUGUCUAGUUUUCUCAAUGUUUAAGGUUGUGUAUAUGUUGUAUUGUUGUGGUGGUAUGGUUUGUAAUAUUUGCAAAAAUUUUAUACUCGUCACGUAUUUUUUUUCU